Molecule: messenger RNA, 4791 nt
Organism: Phyllostomus hastatus (greater spear-nosed bat)
Lineage: Eukaryota; Metazoa; Chordata; Mammalia; Chiroptera; Phyllostomidae
Gene: WDR37
Product: WD repeat domain 37
Exons: 14
Coding region: 627-2114 (495 amino acids)
Cellular component (GO): preribosome, large subunit precursor
Molecular function (GO): protein binding
Source: RefSeq, a predicted model, not a curated record
CAUCUUACAUGAUGACUGUUAACAGCGAUAAGCUUUUAUUAUACUCACUGCAGUCAUAACUUAAGGUUUUAUUUCACAUACUUUUAGGUUAUUUGGAUCACCAAAUACAUUAAAUUUGUUUCUUGUCUAACAAUAUUAGUGCUUCUUGAAUUCGAAUGCUGAGGUUUAGUUUUUAAAGGAGAGGGCAAGAAAGGUGACCCAGAUAGGAGAAAUGCUUUCAUGCUCUUGAUUCACUGCAGUGAGCUUUUCACGCGCAGUGGGAUCUGGACUCAUUUACUAUGCAGAUUUCCCAGCUUGGCUCAAAGCCAAAAAAGCUUUUCGCAGUGAGCAGCUGAUUUCGUUUCUCUUGUGAGCCAAUGGUGAACGGAUACUUCAGAAAGGACGCUGGCUGAGUCACCUUCUGCAGAUAAGCUGAAAUAUUAAUAGUAUCUCGGCCGGGCUCCGAGCAGCAGCAGCAACUAGCCUCAUUGACAACGCCCGCCCGCGGCCCAGCCGGCUGUAACGGCUGAACUGGCCCCGAGAGUAGGGGCCUGCGGGAGGAUGCAUGGGAGCAUGCGGUGCCGGAGCACCGAGGGGCACGACCGCGCUUACUGCAGGAGUGACCAGGAUAUCACCUUGUGGAAGUAAUGCCCACAGAAAGCGGGAGCUGUUCAGCUGCGCGCCAAGCAAAACAGAAACGCAAAUCUCAUAGCCUUUCUAUACGAAGAACUAACAGCUCGGAGCAGGAGAGGACGGGUAUACCAAGAGAAAUGUUGGAAGGACAAGAUUCUAAACUGCCUUCCUCAGUUCGCAGUACACUUUUGGAACUGUUUGGUCAAAUAGAAAGAGAAUUUGAAAACCUUUAUAUUGAAAACUUAGAAUUGCGUAGAGAAAUUGAGACUCUUAAUGAGCGUUUAGCUGCGGAAGGACAAGUGAUUGAUGGGGCAGAGCUGAGUAAGGGCCAACUGAAAACUAAAGCCAGUCACAGUACCAGCCAGCUUUCUCAGAAGCUGAAGACCACUUACAAGGCCUCCACCAGCAAGAUUGUCUCCAGCUUCAAGGCUACCACGUCGAGGGCUGUGUGCCAGCUUGUGAAGGAAUACAUUGGCCACAGGGAUGGCAUCUGGGAUGUCAGUGUGGCGAGAACACAACCUGUGGUCCUGGGGACUGCAUCUGCUGAUCACACGGCUUUGCUGUGGAGCAUUGAGACAGGGAGGUGCCUUGUCAAGUACACGGGCCACGUGGGGUCAGUAAAUUCUAUAAAAUUCCAUCCAUCAGAGCAGUUGGCUCUCACUGCUUCUGGAGAUCAGACUGCUCACAUUUGGAGAUACGCAGUUCAGCUGCCGACACCCCAGCCUGUGGCUGAUACUAGUCAGAUAUGUGGUGAGGACGAAGUCGAGUGCUCUGAUAAGGAUGAGCCUGAUGUGGAUGGAGACGUGUCCAGUGAUUGUCCUACUAUCCGGGUACCCUUGACUUCCCUUAAGAGUCACCAGGGCGUGGUCAUAGCUGCUGACUGGCUGGUUGGGGGCAAGCAGGCAGUGACAGCCUCCUGGGACCGAACAGCAAACCUGUACGACGUGGAGACGGCAGAGCUUGUUCACUCUCUGACAGGGCAUGACCAGGAACUCACGCACUGUUGUACACACCCUACCCAGCGGCUUGUGGUGACCUCUUCUCGUGACACGACCUUCCGUCUGUGGGAUUUCAGGGACCCAUCUAUCCACUCUGUGAAUGUUUUCCAGGGCCAUACGGACACCGUGACCUCUGCUGUGUUUACCGUGGGAGAUAACGUUGUUUCAGGCAGUGACGACCGCACCGUGAAGGUCUGGGAUUUAAAGAACAUGAGAUCUCCCAUUGCAACCAUUCGGACAGACUCCGCCAUCAACAGGAUCAAUGUAUGCGUUGGCCAAAAAAUCAUCGCCCUCCCCCAUGACAACCGACAAGUAAGAUUAUUUGAUAUGUCUGGUGUGCGGCUGGCACGGCUCCCUCGCAGCAGUCGGCAGGGCCACAGAAGAAUGGUGUGCUGCUCCGCGUGGAGUGAGGACCAUCCCACGUGCAAUCUGUUCACCUGUGGGUUUGACAGGCAAGCCAUAGGCUGGAACAUCAACAUCCCUGCACUGUUACAAGAAAAAUAAGGUGCUGCCACUAUAUGCCAUGGACCUGUGACUGGAGCAGACUUUCUCAUACCGAUCAGCCGUUUUUGUGAGAGCUGGACCCUGAGAAGGGUGAUUUGUAUAUGUCCUUUUCACAUUGUACCCAGCUUGCAUGAAAUGUACAGAACUGUGGUUUUGUUUUUUAUCCAUCUUGUCUGUGCUGGCAUCCUCUGGUCAGUGGGAACGGAGCCCCUCCCUGUAGCACAUGGCAUUUGACAGAUGUCAGGAGGGCAUCAAAUUUGUGUGAGUUCAAUGUGAACCUGUGUAUUACUGUGAGCAUAAGUCUGUGGCAUUUCUGGAAUAAUCCUACAUAUCUACCUUGUCCUGGGGAGACUGCAGAGCUGUGUUUGCCUUGGCUGAUGAAUGGCAGGAUUAGUAAAAAAUUUUAUGUUUACUUCCUUAUGAAGUUGUAGCAAGUGCUGUUGUGUAAUUCAGCUUCAGCUCUUAUUCUGUUACAGUUCUGUGAAAUUAACCUGGAUCUUAGAAGUAAAAAAAUAGCAUCAAAUGUUGAGUUUGCAACAUUUAGAGAGUUUGUUUUGAAAAGAAAAAGUUUCUGUUGUUUUUUAUAGAAAAUCAUUUCAAUAUCCUGAGGUCUCAUAUUAGCAAAUUCUAAAAUGAUUCUAAUCACCAAUUUCAGAUCGUAAGCAAAAUUUAAAGCACUUUAGUUUAUAGCUAUGGUUAUAAACAGUUUUUAGAAGUUUCAAAUGACUUAUCCAUUGAAUGUGACUUGACCUUUUUAAGAAGGCUCUGCUACCUGAAGACAAAAACCUUAUUUAUUUUCUACACCUUUGGUUUGCAUAUUUCUACAUGGGUUCACUUCCUUGGUGGUAUUUGAGAGCCAACAAUGCAAAUAAAUGAGUACUACCUCAAAAAUAAAUGUUUGGAAAACUUGGGAGUCUCACUGUGCCUAGCUAACUAAGCACUUUGGCUUUUAGCUGGAAUACUGAAUUUAGUUUGGAAGGCAAGGAAGACAAACAGCAAAUGUAUCCUGAAGACAAAAGGCACUUCCAUUAGCCAGCAGGGUGGCAGCUAUAGCCAUAGUUCACAGGUGACAAGAUGCUCCGGUCUCUGCUGCCGGAACACCUCUUAGUGCCAACCCUCCCACUGCUGGGCCCAUCACUCUUGCCUUCUUAGCAGUUACUGUGUGUGACGUUUGUGAGUUAGUGUUAUUGUUGAGUUACAGUUUUGAUAAAGAGACAUCUCAGUGUACUGCUCCUCAUAUUUUUAAUCCUUGAAUAUGUCCACUCGGAGACUGGCCCCUUGGAGAGGUACAAGAGGGUAAUGUUGGAAAUGACCAUAGGUGACCCCAUUCCUCGUGUCUCCUGUUUUGUAGUGACACGGGCUAGAACACCAUUUGGUGCGGUGUGGUGCAGCGCAGUGGGACAGUGUGCAGGCUGCCCUUGGGUGGAGCGCCUAAGGCUCAGGUCCUACAGUAGCUAAUCUUUGAGACUUAAACCCUGAAUCAUUGGUGAUUCCGAAAUGAGUUACAGAGCCUGGCAGGGAAGAGGGACCAGGAAAAUUUAGAGUUGAGGUUGCUAAGGGACAAACAAGAAAAGUUUUAUAGUGAGUUUAUUUUUAAAACUCAAGAAUUGGUUGUAUUUUUAAAAUGUGCCAUUUGCCCUGAGCACACUGAGGACAAAGUCAGCUUGUCACUGUGAUCCUGAGCACCAGGUUCCAGCCGUGCUCUCCUGAGUGGUCUUAAGGCAGGAUGUCUGUGGCCACACCUUCUCCACGGCACCAUACCCCAAAGGCCUGAGCGUGGUGAGUUCUCAAUGACGAUUUACCUAACCACACUCUUGGGUUCCUCUUGGGUUUUAAUUUGAAUGUUUGGGUGUCUUAGAAUCACUGUUAGGAACAUUGAAAGAUGUGUAUAAAUAGCUAAAUCAAACUUAAGAACCAGAUCUCUGCCAGAUUAAAAAUUUUGAAGCUUUUAAAUACAUAUUUGUGAUUGCCAUUUAAUUCUGUGCAGACCAGCGCCCUUCAUGGUCUUUGCUAAGUGGAGGGGCCAGCCUCACUCUUCCAUCUCCUUGAGGGCAUAAGGCCCCACGGUGCUGGAGCAGGGUUUCCAGGCACAGGACCCUCUCCUGCUGGCUGCUGCGUGUCCUCUGAUGGGAUCCCUUCAGCUGUUCUGGUCGUAGUGUUGGUGAUUUCAGAAGUCAUGAAGGAGACGGGGUGGUAGUGUGUAUGUGCACAUGUGUGAGUUUGCAUGCAUGUAUGUGUGUGUGUGGCUAAACUUGUCAUGUGAUCAGCCACAAGUGAUUUCAUCUGAAAUAGUGUUUUGAAAUGGGAGUUGUUUUGUCCCAUAUGCUGACAUGUCCAGAAUUUCAUUUAAUAAUGGAAAGGGGAUGGUGGUUACUGAAAACUGUGUUGGUAGAGAAUUUCAUACGAGAUACACUGUUGGACAGAACAUCACUCUUUCGACCACUGCACAUCAGUUUCUGUAGAGUCAGAGAUUCUGUACAUAUUUUGCAGCCUGAAGAAUCCUAUGUAAAAUUAUUUGUUGCUUAAAUGUGUGCAAAACAAGUUUCUUUGGGACAAAGUAUGCAUUUUGUAAGUGUUGUGUAGAAGCAAGUAUUUUUUAUUGUAUUGAGGUAAUUGUUUUUAAGUGUUCUGUGUCUUCAUUGCAAUAUGAAAUUCAUUAAAAAUCCACGUUCCAUAA